Molecule: messenger RNA, 594 nt
Organism: Miscanthus lutarioriparius
Lineage: Eukaryota; Viridiplantae; Streptophyta; Magnoliopsida; Poales; Poaceae
Source: the annotation of a GenBank genome assembly
AUGAGGGGCAGCGAGAUGUUGACCGCCGCGGGGGGCGCCGGCACGGCCCCGUCCACGGCCACCUCGGGGGUGGCCGCGGCGGCGGACCUGGUUGCCGGAGCGGGGGGCUCGGGCGCUAUCGGCGGGGGCGGCGGAGGCAACUUGCCCCUCGCCGUCGCCCUCCUUGCCUUCGCCUUCGCCAACUUCGUCAACCUCCUCUCCAUCUGGUUAAAAGAGAAGAGGUGGGAUGCAAGGAAAUUUCUUACUUCAGCUGGAGUCAUGUCAUCUCUUUCUGCAACUGUGGGGAGCUUGGCCGUCGCUGUGGGUGGGUCAACAAGAAGGCAGAUAGCUCUGCAUUUGCCCUCGCAUUGGUUUUUGCUGCCGUUGUAUGUACUUAAAAUCAAUCAGGUAAUGUAUGAUGCAUCAGGAAUUCGAUGGCACACAGGUCGCCAAGCUGCGUUGUUGAAUCAAAUAGUCUGUGAUUUCCCACCAGAACAUCCAAUCAUUUCAACCUUUAGGCCACUACGGGAACCUCUUGGACACAGUCCACUUCAGGUUUUUGCAGGAGCACUUGUUGGCUGUGCAGUCGCUUAUUUCAUUGGGAAAUCUGUAUAA